AUGCGUCAGUGGUGUAAUGGUCAGCAUGGUUGCCUUCCAAGCAAUCGACGGGGGUUCGAUUCCCCCCUGACGCAUACGGACUACGGUGGCUGUUACAGUACCCCACGACAAGGGGAUAUAUCGUUCAAAGUGGUAGAAAGCGGUGUUGACGAGACGAAAGUGCGAGUCGUAAGAUCUUUCGCAAGAUAUCUCGGGACGAUUGUAGAAAUGGAUGCGAAAAGUGAUGAAUUGAUUGCUGAGUUACGGAAAGCUGUAUCGAUCAAGAAAACGGAGGUGGUUCGCUUAAAGGAAGAAUUCGAUGACUCAAAAAAACGAUUGGCACUGUUGACAUCGGAGAUUGCUGAGGGACGAGCAAAGAUAGUUGGUAAUAAAAUAAGAAUUGCCGUUUUGGACGCUGACAAAUCUACAUGCAUUCACAUAGAAAAGUUAAAUGUUGAAUUGACCGACAAAUUUGAUGAAAUGCGAAAACAAGUAUUCGCAAUUAACGAAGAAACAGAAAAACAGAUUACCGAGUUGCAGUUGGAAAUUGAAGCAGCAAAGGAUGUGAAAAGCAUUGUUAACACUUAUGAGGAAACGCUGGGAAUGUUACGUAGUAUGAGAUUUGAUCACAGCGAUGGCAUGAGUGAUACACGUAAAGAUAUUGAGAAUGCACAAAACGAAUUACGGUUGCUGUUAGAUGAGGUGCAAAUUUUUGAAGUGAAUGAAAAGACACUGAGUGAUAAACUGAAAACCGUUGCAUAUGCUGAUAUUCCACUAGCAGUUAAACAGCAAAUUUACCACGAUUUGAAAAAGCGCAAAGGGGAGUUAAUUCGCAAGCUUAUGCAUGCACGAUUCAGUCGAACCCGUCUGGAUUCACGAUUUGUGAUGAACGAUUUGUGA
This is a messenger RNA of Acanthocheilonema viteae, 879 nucleotides long. The record is from the annotation of a GenBank genome assembly. NCBI's taxonomy places the organism in Eukaryota, Metazoa, Nematoda, Chromadorea, Rhabditida, Onchocercidae.